CUCCUGAGGGAGAUGGAAGCACUGGAGGCGUUGCUUCAAAGGCACCACAUCAACCCGCAAGCAGCCCACAUUCAGGGCUGUCGCUACCUCUGCACCGACCCUCUGCUCUGCUCCUUCUCCGCCUCCCCGCCUUGCAAAGUCACCACCCUCGCCAAGGACUCCCUCGCAGUGCUGAACCAGAUGAGACACGAGGUGGACAGGCAGCAGCAGAGGAAGGAAAUGCUGAGGAUGCAGGGAGGAGGAAGGAAGAGAAGGGAUGCGCUCCCAGGGAGGGCAGGAAGAGGAGAGAAAGGGUCAAGGGAGCGACAUGCAGCAAGCAGAGAUGGGGAGGGUGCAGGGUCGAAUAUUUCAAAGGGUGGAGAGGAGGGGAGGGGAGAGGAAGAUGCAAGGGGAGCAACAAUUGGGGCAGGCGAGGGGGAGGAGAGUGUUGCUAGGAGCAGGGCAGUAGAUCGGGAGAGGGAAGGGAUGAGUGAGGAGGAGGGAGGAGAGGGGAGGGUGGGAGAGGCGGGAGUGGGAGAGGGGGGGAGAGGAGAGGAAGGAGGGCGAGGAGCGGAAAAGGGGGAGUGGCUUGGGGAGGAGGGUGAGGAGGAAAGCGAGGAGGAGAGUGAGGAGGUGGCAUCGAAGGUGGGGAGGAACGCGUGGGUGGUGGAGAGGAGGAGUGGGGGGCGGCAGCUGGUGGUGGCGGUGGAGAGAGGGUGUGACUCCCUGCUGGGAGCAGAAGAGCUCGUGGACAGACUCAAUGCACAGUGA
Messenger RNA from Closterium sp. Naga37s-1, 750 nucleotides. The record is from the annotation of a GenBank genome assembly. NCBI's taxonomy places the organism in Eukaryota, Viridiplantae, Streptophyta, Zygnematophyceae, Desmidiales, Closteriaceae.